AUGGGAAACAACCCGAAGAAAGAACCUCACGCUCCCAAAGUAGCAGUGAAUUUUCCGAAGACUCUUGACUGCAUGAAGAACUUCUGUACCUAUAACAACGAUAGGAAAUACAGCAUCUAUGGUAUAUGUGCCCACGAAGGAACCAUGAACUUUGGCCACUGUGUCUCAGUCUGUAGACAAAGUGCACAAGGACAAGCCAGUGAAGAAGGCCGUGCAAGACAGUGGCACUUGUGCAACGAUGAAAACAUUUUUCCCAAAGUGGAUCAUAGUGUUAUAAGGAAUGAAAAUGCUCACAUUCUCUUCUACGAGGCCGUGUAAAAUUCUGUUGUUUCAGUUUUACAUGUAAUGUUUUAUUUUAUUAUUAUUAUCAUUAUUAUUAUUAUUAUUAUUAUUAUUAUUAUAUUAUUAUUAUUAUUAUAUUAUUAUCGUUCUUAUUAUUAUCAUUAUUAUAAGAUAUUUAAUGUUUCAAUCAUCUUAUUCCUCUUCUUUGCUUUCCCUCCAUUCCGUUUCGAAGACUGCUGUAUGUAACCAAGAUUUUAUUUUUAUGCGGUGCAAUUUUGCUUUCCUUUCUGUAUUUCACUUCUAUUUUCUCUCUUGCCAUUUCUCUCCAUUCUUGUCGUUUGAUAAUUCAUAUUCCUUGCAUAUCACCCGGCCUCAUCUUCCUCUUUUGGGCGUUUAAGAGGCACAAGGAGAAGCCAGUUUUAAGCAGAGGUUCAUUAAGGCCGAGAAUGUCCAGCGCCCAGCCCCGAAUUGGCCCCUACGACCAAACCCAAGAAGGAAGGAACCUCGCGAGUCCUACAGAACCCACGUCCGGCUGUUUAGGUGUAAUCACAUUCAUCCCUAAAAUUAAAGGGGUGGUCUUACAGGGUCGCGGGACUCCUUAAACCCCAAAAUUCAAGGGUUACCCUGUAUCUCCUUCCGUCUCUUAGACAUGGAGGGAUGCGUUUUGUGUGUUCACCUGCUUUUGUGAAACCUUGUGAAACCUUGUCUAUUAAUAAGAACCAGGUAUGUUCAUGUUUGUUGGUAAACAUGAUUUGUUUCAGUACUUUUACUACUUUCUUUUCGAUUUUUAAAGUAAAUAUGGCACUAAUCAAAGAUUGUACGAUUAUUUAACGAUUAAAUUAUUCACAAAC
Messenger RNA from Penaeus vannamei (Pacific white shrimp), 1133 nucleotides. The record is from RefSeq and is a predicted model, not a curated record. NCBI's taxonomy places the organism in Eukaryota, Metazoa, Arthropoda, Malacostraca, Decapoda, Penaeidae.